GAGUACAAUAGAAAAUUCUUGUGUACAACGCCCUAUGUCCUUUCGAUUCGUCCAAAAUAAAAUAAAUUUGUGAGGGUUCCUUACCCAUUUGCAACCAUAUUAUAGUGACAUAGCCAUAUCAUGAACCUUCCAAAGCUAUUGCUUACCUUGAUAUCAUUCUCCUCCUUCAUUUCUUGUGUUUUCACCCUAAAAUGUAAAGACCACAAAUGUGAUUCAACCCGUUUAGGAACCAUAAUCCAAUACCCUUUUCGAGUAAUCGAUCACCACCCUAUACCCUGCGGCUACCCUGGCUUCAACGUACAAUGCAAUGGAACAACCACAAAACUCGAGCUUCCUAACUCGAUCAUACUCGAAAUAGAAAAUAUACACUAUAAAGAUCAAAAGAUCGAACUUAGUGAUCCUAAUGGAUGCUUACCUUCGAAGAUUAUGUCUCUUAAUCUCUCGAAUUCUCCCUUAUACGCCAUGUAUUAUCAAGAAUACGCGGUGUUCAAUUGCUCGGGCUACUUUGAUACCGGGGAAUACAACCAAAGUAUGGCACAUGAGUUGAAGAAAGUUGAUUGCCUUAGCGAUUUUAGCUAUACUGUUUAUGCUGUAAAUUCUCAUUGGAGUGUUUCUCUUUUGUCAUCGAGUUGUCGAUGGGUUGGAAAUAUGAGUUAUCCGGAUGAAAAUCCUCUCGGAUCUUUUGUCUUGGAUCCUCUUAAUUACCCGUAUAUUACUCUUCAUUGGGAUAACCCGAGGUGUGGACCGUGUGCGAAAUUAGGCCGGCGUUGUCGUGUUAAGAGUGAUUUUGCUCAUGAAGUUGAAUGCACGUCGAGAUUAAUCCCAAUGACUAAUGACUUAACUGAGCGAGACAUCACACUUUCAUUAGUGAUCGUGGUGCCAGUGUUUAUAACUCUUGCUCUAUGUUUAAUAGGGUGGUUUCGAUUUGAAAAACAUAGAAAUGAACCACCUAUGGCACCUUCCAUCACAAUGAAUUAUACUACCACAACCGGAAUCAACCAAACCACAUUAGAUUCCUAUCCAAUGUUUGUCAUUGGUGAGAGCGGGCGAUUAAUCUUGUCCGAUGAUAAUACUUGCUUAAUAUGCUUGGCAGAAUAUAAGAUCAACGAUGUCUUGAAAAUCUUACCUCAUUGUCUACAUCGCUUCCAUGCUGUUUGUGUUGAUCAAUGGCUUAUUUGUAAUGGUACAUGUCCAACUUGUCGAAUUGUCCCAAGUUGAUGAGCAACCCCUCAAGAUCAAGAAUGAAUAACUUAUUGUUAAAUUUAGUAGUGAAUUCUGCCGAUUGUAUGCUUUCAUUAGAACUAUAAUCUCAUAAAUUAUGUACAAAUAUGAUAUGGACUAAAUGAAUUGGUGAAUAUAUGUUACUAGUAGUACACUCCAAUGUCUAUCAAAUAAACUUCUU
Spinacia oleracea (spinach) is the source of this 1402-nucleotide messenger RNA. Its product is annotated as putative RING-H2 finger protein ATL21A. The coding region runs from base 121 to 1218 and encodes 365 amino acids. The transcript is spliced from 2 exons. Gene Ontology annotation, molecular function: polysaccharide binding. The record is from RefSeq and is a predicted model, not a curated record. Lineage: Eukaryota; Viridiplantae; Streptophyta; Magnoliopsida; Caryophyllales; Amaranthaceae.